AUGUCGUCCUUCUUCACCAUCCCCGGCUCUCAGAAGAAGCGGAAGCGGGCUGCUGGUCCGGAACCGCCCAAGAAGAAAAUCGCCGGCUCCAAAGCAAGCUUUGGCAAGCCUCCCGCCCGAGCCGGUGCCGCCAGCACCAAGAGACAACGCGCGGAGCGGGACGAGUCCAUCUCCGGCAGCGACUCGGACGACCAUGACUCCGACCCGGACGGCGCGGCCUCGGACGCACGCGGCGGCGACGACGACGACGACGACGAAGACGACGAGGGCUCGGGCGACGAGAGCUCGGACGACGACCAGCACGAGACUGCGGCCGAGAAGAGGCUUCGUCUGGCCGAGCGCUACCUCGACAACGUCAAGGAGCACGUCGACGAGGCCGGGUUCGACGCGGCCGACAUCGACCGCGACCUCAUCGCCGAACGGCUGCAGGAAGACGUGGCCGAGGCAAAGGGCCGAGUCUACCGCCAGCUGGCGGCCCAGCUGGCGCUGAGCAGGGCCUCGCAGACGUUCUUCCGCACAAACACAAGCUCCGUCACCUCGGUCGCCGCGUGCGCUCCGUACUUUUACACCGCGACCAAGGACCUCGCCCUGCACAAGUGGAAGGUGCAGGAGCUCCCUCGGCACCAGUUCCCGCGGACCACGCGUCGGAAACCCGCGAGGCCGGAUGCCCCGCCGCGCAAGCGGCCGCAGCUGCAGGCCUGGGUCAGGGGAAGCCGGAGCAAGGGCAAGGACGGCAACUACAAGCGGCACACGGGCCAGAUCCUGACGGUCGCGGCGUCGCCCGACGGCAGGUUCGUCGUCACGGGGGGCGAGGACAGGAAGCUGAUUGUGUACGACGCGGCCACGCUGCAGCCCAUCAAGGUGCUCACGCACCACCGAGACGCCGUCACGGCGCUCGCCUUCCGCCGCGGCACGAACCAGCUGUACUCGGCCUCGAGGGACCGGACGGUCAAGGUGUGGAGCCUGGAUGAGCUCACGUACGUCGAGACCCUGUUUGGCCACCAGGACCACGUCGUCGACAUCGGCGCUCUUGCCCAGGAGCGCUGCGUCAGCGUGGGCGCCCGUGACCGAACGGCCCGCCUGUGGAAGGUCGUCGAGGAAUCCCAGCUCGUCUUCCGUGGCGGCGGCUCCGACAGGAAAAACGCGCCCGCGGGUGUCGACCCCCGCUCUCUCCUGCACGAGGGCAGCAUGGACCGCGUCGCCAUGAUCGACGACGACCUCUUCGUCACCGGCAGCGACAACGGCGCCAUCUCCCUGUGGAGCGUCGCCAAGAAGAAGCCCGUCUACGUCCACCCCGUAGCCCACGGCUUGGACCCAGCCCUGGACCCCCUGUCCGCCUCGGCCGAGGUCAACCCAGACUCGGAGAGAGUCGUCCCGGCCCCGACGCCCCGCUGGAUCACCGCCCUCAGGACGAUACCCUACUCGGACACGAUCCUCAGCGGCAGCUGGGACGGACACGUCCGCGUCUGGAAGCUCAGCGAGGACAAGAAGAAGCUCGAGCCGCUAGGAGUCCUCGGCGACUUUGCCGACGACUACGACAACGACUCGGUCGAGGGCGGCGCCAACAACGCUCACGGCACACCUGCCUCGCGUCGCCCCCUGCCAGGCAUCGUCAACGACAUUGCCGUGUUUGAGCGCGGGGACAGGGGUCAAGACGGCCUGUGUGUCGUCGCCGCGAUCGCGCAGGAGCACCGCUUUGGGAGAUGGAAGGUCUGCAAAGGCGGCGUCCGCAACGGCGGCGUUGUCUUUGAGGUGCCCAGGAUGUCGCAGCUGGUCAAUGGCACGAACGAGCCAUCGCAGUCAGGGGAAGAGAGUGCCUCAUAG
Messenger RNA from Ustilaginoidea virens, 1824 nucleotides. RefSeq lists its product as uncharacterized. Lineage: Eukaryota; Fungi; Ascomycota; Sordariomycetes; Hypocreales; Clavicipitaceae. Gene Ontology annotation, cellular component: small-subunit processome. Gene Ontology annotation, molecular function: protein binding; snoRNA binding. The record is from RefSeq and is a predicted model, not a curated record. The transcript has a single exon. The coding region runs from base 1 to 1824 and encodes 607 amino acids.